Messenger RNA from Linum trigynum, 2084 nucleotides. The record is from the annotation of a GenBank genome assembly. NCBI's taxonomy places the organism in Eukaryota, Viridiplantae, Streptophyta, Magnoliopsida, Malpighiales, Linaceae.
UGUCACUGAUAUUCCGAUCUCUUGUGCGCAUUCCCUUCUGAAAGUACCGCCGGUUGCGAAGACGCAAAACGUCGGCGAAGCGCAGAAAGAGUUUCAAAACGCAAUCCUCUCGGCUCCAUAGUCACAACUCAAUACCGAUGUGGACCCCCAGCGAAUCACCGAUCAAAGCUACUCCCUUGGCUCGCAUCUUCUACGGUUGGCCUCCGGGGAAUGCCACUGACCUGCCGCCGGGAACGAGCAGAGAUAGGCGAGACUCCGCUCCGCAAUCGGCGGCCUAUUAGUUAAGGUACUUCGGUUCUUAAUUUCAUAUUAAUGGGAAGCUUUUACUCUUGGCCGGACAUAUUGCUAAUAAAUUGUAGCAAGUAGUAACGCACUUGCUCAUUCAAUCAGUCGGUCAAGCAACUGAAAUUUUUUAGAAUUUCCAGAAUCUUGAAUGCCAGUUAUGAUCGUAGAUAUGGUAACUUAAGAAGUCCGAUCAAGUUCCUUAUAACGUAUCAUAUAUAUAGAGGAAAGAAAGAUGGGUAGAUCACCGUUCGCAGUAAUCUUAGCAGCCACUAGAUACCCUCAAUGGUUUUCCUUCUACCUUUAGCUAUGGCUGCCAAUGUUGUGAGAUCAAUGCUGAACAACUUAUGCUGGUUUGUGGUUUUGGCCCUAGCCCUGCACCAUUGCUUCAGUUUGGUAGCCAUUGCCCAGCAAGUCCCAUGCUUCUUCAUAUUUGGGGACUCUCUGGUGGACAAUGGGAACAACAACCACAUUAAAACUUUGGCCAGAGCUGAUUACCCCCCUUACGGGAUAGACUUCCCAGGCGGUCCUUCUGGCAGAUUCUCCAACGGCAAAACCACCGUUGAUGUAGUUGCUGAGCUACUGGGAUUCGACAAUUACAUCCCUCCCUUUACUGUUGCCAGCGGGGAGGAGAUACUGAACGGAGUGAAUUACGCAUCUGCAGCUGCUGGCAUUCGGGAGGAGACUGGGCAGCAACUGGGAGGUAGGAUAAGCUUCAGUGGUCAAGUGAGGAACUAUAAGAACACAGUGUCCGGGAUAGUUAACUUGCUUGGAGAUGAAGACACAGCGGCUAAGCACUUGAGCAAGUGCAUUUACUCUGUUGGGUUAGGGAGCAAUGACUAUCUCAACAAUUACUUCAUGCCAUUGAUUUACUCUACUUCUAGGCAGUUCACCCCGGAGCAGUAUGCUGAUGACCUCAUUCAGAGAUAUACUCAGCAACUCAAGAUUAUGUAUAGCUAUGGUGCGAGGAAGUUUGUGUUGAAUGGAGUGGGACAGAUAGGGUGCAGCCCAAGUCAAUUGGCUCGAAAUAGUCCGAACGGGAGGACUUGCGUGCAGAAUGUCAACACUGCGAUUCGUACCUUCAACUACAAGCUAAAAUUGCUAGUUGAUCAGUUGAACCACGACACCCCUGAUGCCAAGCUCAUCUACGUCGAUACCUAUGGGAUUUUCCAGGAACUGCUCAAAAACCCAGCAGCCCACGGGUUCAGAGUGAAGAAUGCAGGGUGCUGUGGGGUGGGGAGGAACAACGGUCUGAUUACAUGUCUGCCGUUCCAAAUUCCAUGCCAGAAUAGGAACCAGUACUUGUUCUGGGAUGCAUUCCACCCGACGGAGGCUGCCAACGCAUAUGUGGGAAAGAGGUCUUAUAUCGCACAGUCUCCCAGUGAUGCUCAUCCCUACGACAUUCGCCGGCUUGCUGAGCUCUGAUAAGAUUCUGGAAAUGGAGAUUAGAUCAGAUCAGAUCAUCCUUUGUCCUUUUAGCGGCCUCACAUGAUGUUCAAAGUUUUGGCAGUCAGUUCUUAUCCAUAUUUCCCUGAGUGCUACUUCUGAUAAGAUAUGUGGUACUUUUGAAUUCAGAUUGAAUAAUCUCCCUUGUUAGGCCUUCAGAUCUUUCUUUUUCUUGGAACCUUAGAGAUAAUUUAGGACGGUAAAACAACUCGUUGAUACUAAACCAAUCCCAAACUAGUUUUACCCUCUAUUUACAUGAUCAGGCUGGACGUCAAACUGUUCAAUGGUUAUUGUUCCCAUUUGUUGUCAUAUAUAGACCUUCAUGAAUUCUUUUUUAAUGAAUGAGCAUUUCAUUU